UCAUCAUAAUACCAAAUGAAGACAGUUUUGAGGAGAUUACCGAAAAGGAGGUUCCUACUACAAUGAAAUAUGUUAGGGACAAAGCUCGGCUUACAUACGUUGUUGAAUUUUUUAAAGCCCUCCUUUUCGAUAAAGUCUCAAUCAUUUGCAGAGAUGAUGUGGAACGAACGCAGGUAGUUGUUUGUACAGAAGGGCUUGAGUCGUUCGUUGACAUCGUUUGCUUUGAAAACAGCAAGGGGACGUAUGAUACCCUGCGUCAGAUGGUGCCAAGUAUAAAGAGUGAUUGCAUUGUCGUGACUUCCAACUUUAACCUACAUUUGAACCUGCAUGACAUUGCAAAUGUUUAUAGAAGAAAGGAAUGUGCUUGCCUCUUCGUUCUAGAGCAACUCAAAGAUCACACCACCGCAAAGGAUGGAGCAAAUCCCGUGUAUGGAAUUACCUCCGACCACCACAUCAUUUCCUAUGCGGACUUGCUUUCGCGUUCGAACUCCCUAAACAUUCCGCACUCCCUCCUUAUCGACUAUCCUUCCUUCUGCCUCUACACAAACCUGCACGACUGCGAGUGUUACUUCAUGUCGAAAGUGAUGCUUCAACUGCUCGACACGGUCCAAGCCAUCGAUGAUUUCAAGGCGGACUUUUUGUCGGUGAUGAUUCGACGUCAGCAUUACUACAUGUUGGAUACAAAGUACACAUCGAUGCGCGAUAUCAUCAAAUCGGAGGCCAACGCGCAUAUUUUUAGAUCAUCUCGCGAGCUGGUAAUUCGAGCCUAUCUUCUUUGA
Messenger RNA from Blastocystis hominis, 779 nucleotides. RefSeq lists its product as hypothetical. NCBI's taxonomy places the organism in Eukaryota, Bigyra, Opalinata, Blastocystidae. The record is from RefSeq and is a predicted model, not a curated record. Gene Ontology annotation, molecular function: translation initiation factor activity; guanyl-nucleotide exchange factor activity. Bases 63 to 779 code for a protein of 238 amino acids. Gene Ontology annotation, cellular component: guanyl-nucleotide exchange factor complex; eukaryotic translation initiation factor 2B complex. Gene Ontology annotation, biological process: cytoplasmic translational initiation. The transcript has 7 exons.